AUUCGCAGAAGUGCAUCACAACGACGGAGCUUCAUUCCUCAAUCCUCUCACACCACAUCCCAUCAUGAGCAUCCUGCCUCGCAGCGUACUCGACAGCAGCUUCGACCAUCUGCUCUCACUGCGGACCACGGGGAGGUACCUCUUCGCAUCGCUCGCGGUGAACAUGCUUCUCCAAGCAGGGUUCAUCUCGUUUAAGUUGGCAGAGACCGUGCAUGCCAUCGAAAGGAACGACGUCGCAUUUGCGUCGCUCGUCACCAGCUACGUGCUGUGGAUCCUCAUCUCGACUGCCGGGGGGGUCUUUGGACUCUACUCAGCGCACAAGUACCACACCAAGUCCGCGUCUUACUGCCUUUACGCGUGGGUAGCCCUCGUGGUGUUCCAGAUCGUCGAAGCAUUCGUUGCAGUGUUCGUGCUGGUGCCUGGAGUGCAGAACACGGUAAACAUCAAGCAAUCCUUGCUCUUCAACACCGCGUCGCUCCUGGUCAUCGAAGUCGUGUUUAUCGGGUUCAUCUACGCGUACAUUGAACUGCUCGACCUUUGCGAAACGGACAAAAAUCACCUGUUGGGGUCGCACGGGGAAGAAGGCACGCACUUGGUCGACGAAGCACUCGUGUCGCCUGUAGUUGACAACCACGUGACGGCGUAUGGCACAGAAUCGACGUCGUUUACGUUUUAGGGUGUCCUGUAUUUAUCAAUGUGUGUACAAUAAUAAAGGUCGCCUGUUUUACUCGGU
This is a messenger RNA of Aphanomyces astaci, 733 nucleotides long. RefSeq lists its product as hypothetical. Bases 65 to 676 code for a protein of 203 amino acids. The transcript has a single exon. Lineage: Eukaryota; Oomycota; Saprolegniomycetes; Saprolegniales; Verrucalvaceae. The record is from RefSeq and is a predicted model, not a curated record.